Molecule: messenger RNA, 2964 nt
Organism: Peniophora sp. CBMAI 1063
Lineage: Eukaryota; Fungi; Basidiomycota; Agaricomycetes; Russulales; Peniophoraceae
Source: the annotation of a GenBank genome assembly
AUGUUGUCGAGGCAGGUCCGCCGACUUCCCUACCGCCAGGCCGUGCGAACGCUCGCGACGGCCAACGCGCAGGACCGCUUCGCGAAUGGCACCAACGCGUACUACGCCGAGGAGAUGUUCCGCGCUUGGAAGGAGGACCCGAAGAGCGUGCAUGUUUCCUGGGACGCGUAUUUUAAGGGCCUCGAUAAGGGCCUGGGCGCUGGCGCGUUUGCGGCGCCGCCUGCUGGUGCUGAACUUGCGCCUGGGGGAGGCGGACUGCCGAGUUUGUUCGCUGAGGGCGGAACGCAGCUCGACGACCAUCUCAAGGUCCAGCUGCUCGUCCGCGCGUACCAGGUCCGCGGACACCACGUCGCCGAGCUUGACCCGCUCGGGAUUAUGGACCCCGACCUGAGCAGCUCGCACCCGCCCGAGCUCGAGCUCUCGCACUAUGGCUUCUCUGAGCGCGACUUGAGCAAGGAGAUCACGCUUGGUCCGGGUAUUUUGCCGCAUUUCGCGACGGACGACCGCAAGACUAUGAAGCUGGGCGAGAUCAUCAAGACGCUCCAGCGCAUGUACUGCGGUCACGUUGGGAUUCAGUACAUCCAUAUUCCCGACAAGGAAGAGUGCGACUGGAUCCGCUCGCGCGUCGAGACGCCCAAGCCGUGGAACUACACGACCGACGAGAAGCGCAUGAUCCUCGACCGCCUCAUCUGGUCCGAGUCGUUCGAGAAAUUCAUCGCGUCGAAGUACCCGAACGAGAAGCGCUUCGGUCUCGAGGGCUGCGAGUCGCUCAUCCCCGGUAUGAAGGCGCUCAUCGACCGUUCGGUCGACCACGGCAUCCGCCACGUUACUAUGGGCAUGCCUCACCGCGGUCGUCUCAACGUGCUCGCGAACGUCAUUCGCAAGCCGAUCGAGGCUAUUCUCAACGAGUUCGCUGGCGCUGGCUCGGACGACGAUCCCGCUGGAGAUGUCAAGUACCAUCUUGGUGCGAAUUACGUGCGCCCGACGCCCAGCGGGAAGAAGGUCUCGCUUUCGCUCGUGGCGAACCCGUCGCAUCUUGAGGCCGAGGACCCGAUCGUGCUCGGCAAGACGCGCGCUAUCCAGCACUUCGAGGGCGACGAGCAGGCGCAUACGACUGCUAUGGGCGUGCUCUUGCACGGUGACGCGGCGUUCGCCGGCCAGGGCGUCGUCUACGAGACGAUGGGCUUCCACAACCUCCCGUCCUACGGCACCGGAGGCACGAUCCACCUCAUCGUGAACAACCAGAUCGGGUUCACGACCGACCCGCGUUUCGCGCGCUCGACGCCGUACCCGUCCGACAUCGCCAAGUCCAUCGACGCGCCGAUCUUGCACGUCAACGGCGACAACGUCGAGGCCGUCACGUUCGUGUGCCAGCUCGCGGCGGACUACCGCGCCAAGUUCAAGAAGGACGUCGUCAUCGAUAUCGUGUGCUACCGUCGCUACGGACACAACGAGACGGACCAGCCGAGCUUCACGCAGCCGAGGAUGUACCAGGCCAUUGAGAAGCAGCCGACGCCGCUGACGAAGUACUCGAAGUUCCUCGUCGACCGUGGCACCUUCACGCAGAAGGAUAUCGACGAGCAUAAGAAGUGGGUGUGGAGUAUGCUCGAGAACGCCGCGGCUGGAGCGAAGGAUUACGUGCCGACGAGCAAGGAAUGGCUUUCGGCUGCGUGGCCUGGAUUCCCUAGCCCGAAGAAGCUCGCUGAGGAGACGCUCCCGACGCGUCCGACGGGUGUUGAGCCCGAUACGCUCAAGCACGUCGGCAAGACGAUCGCCGGCGCGCCGCAGGGCUUCACUGUUCACCGCAACCUCAGCCGUAUCCUCGGCAACCGCGGCAAGACUGUCGAGGCCGGCGAGGGCAUCGACUGGUCCACCGCCGAGGCGCUCGCGUUCGGCUCGCUCCUGCUCGAGAAGAAGCACGUGCGUGUGUCGGGCCAGGACGUCGAGCGUGGGACGUUCUCCCAGCGCCAUGCGGUCCUGCACGAUCAGAACAACGAGGGGCAGUUCGUCCCGCUCAACAACCUCGGCGGCGACCAGGCCAAGUUCGUCGUGUGCAACUCGAGCUUGUCCGAGUUCGGCGUGCUCGGCUUCGAGCUCGGGUACUCGCUCGUCAGCCCGGACUCCCUUGCCAUCUGGGAGGCGCAGUUCGGUGAUUUUGCGAACAAUGCGCAGGUGGUGAUUGAUCAGUUUAUUGCGGCGGGCGAGAGGAAGUGGUUGCAGAGGACGGGGCUGGUUAUGAGCUUGCCCCAUGGUUAUGAUGGGCAGGGUCCGGAGCAUUCAAGUGGACGUAUCGAGCGGUUCUUGCAGCUCUGUGACGAUCAUCCGAAUGUGUACCCCACGCCGGAGAAGAUCGAGAGGCAGCACCAGGACUGCAAUAUGCAGAUCGUGUACGCGACGACGCCGGCUAACUACUUCCACGUCCUCCGUCGCCAGAUCCACCGCGACUUCCGCAAGCCGCUCAUCAACUUCUUCUCCAAAUCCCUCCUCCGCCACCCGCUCGUCAAGUCUCCCCUCACCGACAUGACAGAAGGCACCUCCUUCCAGCGCUUCAUCCCCGAGACGCAAGAGCUCGUCGAGCCCGCGCAGAUCAAGCGCCACAUCCUCUGCUCCGGCCAGGUCUACUACACGCUCCUCGCCGAGCGCGAGGCGCGCGGGAUCAAGGACAUCGCCAUCUCGCGCGUCGAGCAGCUCUCUCCGUUCCCGUACGACAUGGUCACGCCCGCGCUCGACGCGUACCCGAAUGCGGACCUGCUGUGGUGCCAGGAGGAGCCGAUGAAUAAUGGCGCGUGGAGCUAUGUUGGGCCGAGGAUUUAUACGGCGGGACGGGAGAGCGAGCAUCAUAAGGGGAAGUACCCGCUUUAUGCUGGACGUGGCCCGACGAGCAGUGUGGCGACGGGAAGCAAGGCGCAGCAUAAGAAGGAGAUCGAGAUGUUCCUUGAGGAGGCGUUUUCGGUGAAGGCGUAG